AACAGCUGGCCGCUGAACUUGGCAUUUUGUGGGUUUUUGCUGAAAUUUUAUUCAACAAUUUGAAAAUCUAUAAUUUCCUGAGAAAAUGAAUAUAACAAAUACAGAGGAAUAUUCGAAUCCGGAGAAGAAAUCGCUUGACAAGCUUGUAUUUCGGAUAUCGGCUGAAGAUGGAUUACCACCUCAAACAAUUCCUGCUUUACACAAACACUGGGCACGACGGGUAAAUUUUUGUACAUAUGUAGGACUAAUGACACAAUAUGGUCGCGUUAAAAGUGGCGUUGAACUAGAGGAAUGGCAGUACAAUGCAAACCUAUUUUCCAAAGAUAUGAAUUUCUUGCUAAAUUGCCACCAUCAUGAAUUUUGGUCAUAUAUGGUUUUUCAAAAGACG
Messenger RNA from Rhagoletis zephyria (snowberry fruit fly), 388 nucleotides. RefSeq lists its product as uncharacterized. The record is from RefSeq and is a predicted model, not a curated record. Lineage: Eukaryota; Metazoa; Arthropoda; Insecta; Diptera; Tephritidae.